Molecule: messenger RNA, 3008 nt
Organism: Scomber japonicus (chub mackerel)
Lineage: Eukaryota; Metazoa; Chordata; Actinopteri; Scombriformes; Scombridae
Gene: pim1
Product: Pim-1 proto-oncogene, serine/threonine kinase
Exons: 6
Coding region: 338-1336 (332 amino acids)
Biological process (GO): protein autophosphorylation; negative regulation of apoptotic process
Cellular component (GO): cytoplasm
Molecular function (GO): protein serine/threonine kinase activity; ATP binding
Source: RefSeq, a predicted model, not a curated record
UGUAGGACUGUACACCGUAUUAUCUGUUUAUAUUCAUUUUACUGUUUACAAAACACGGCGGGGAUCAGCUGUGGUUUCGCGUUAGUUUUUGAACGUGAACUCAGGCAUCCAAACGUUGGAAAGAAGAUUUUUCUCCAUAUUUUCCUUGGAACAAACACGGUGUUUUGUGUUCUAUCCGGAUGAGAGGAUCCCCACCGCAUUUUUUGUUCCUGCAACGUGGACUUUACUCGCUUCACGGGAGCCGGGAGAGCCUCACAAACGGAAUAAAAAUACAGUUUUAACGCCAAAAAACGAAGACAUACGCAUCGUUUACCCGUGGUGGAUAUUCUCAAAAGGAAUGCUGCUUUCUAAGCUCAAUUCUCUGACCCACAUCUCCCCCGUAGACAUGCCGGCGAAGAUCCAGCUUCAAGUUCAUCAAGUGAAGGAAAGGGAGCCUUUCGAGAAGCUCUACCAGGUCGGCGCUGUGCUGGGCAGCGGCGGAUUCGGCACCGUCUACUCCGGUACGAGGAUAUCCGACGGAGCUCCGGUUGCUGUCAAACAUGUAGCCAAGGGCCGAGUCUCUGAGUGGGGAGAGCUGCCUAACGGCUCUCGGGUUCCUAUGGAGAUCGUGUUGUUGAAGAAAGUGGGGACGGGCUUCCGCGGUGUUAUCAAAAUGCUGGACUGGUAUGAGCGGCCGGACAGCUUCAUCAUCGUGAUGGAGAGACCGGAGAACGUCAAGGACCUGUUUGACUUCAUCACGGAGAAAGGUGCCUUACCAGAGGAGCUGGCCCGGAGCUUUUUCCGCCAGGUGCUGGAGGCCGUGCGGCACUGCCACAACUGCGGCGUGGUGCACCGGGACAUUAAGGAUGAGAACAUCCUCAUCGACCUCCGCACAGGAGAGAUGAAGCUCAUCGACUUUGGCUCCGGAGCCCUGCUGAAGGACACCAUUUACACAGACUUUGAUGGCACGAGAGUGUACAGCCCGCCAGAGUGGAUCAAAUACCAUCGCUAUCAUGGGCGCUCUGCUACAGUUUGGUCCCUGGGUGUCUUGCUGUAUGACAUGGUGUGUGGGGACAUCCCAUUCGAACAUGAUGAGGAGAUCAUGAGAGGACAGGUGCUCUUCCGGAGGAGAAUCUCUACAGAAUGCCAGCAGUUGAUCAAGUGGUGUCUGUCUCUGCGACCGGCCGACCGCCCGUCCUUCGAGGACAUCAUCAACCACUCGUGGAUGCAGAGCACGUCCUCCUCCGUAAUCCCAUCCACAGUGCAGACAGAGAAGACGGCCACAGAGAUCAGGCUGCACAGCAUCAGCCACGAGCCCACCGCCUUCACCCCCUCCGCUGUCGCAGUGGCUCGGUGAUGGGAGGCAAACAGUUAACUCCAGGCUGGACUGUACUGACAAGAGAGACUAUUACAAAACAGAAAGACUUAUGUAAUAGACUUGAAGCAGAGAAGGAGGAGGAGGGGCUGACCGUCUCAGUGCAGACAAGGUCAAGGUGUUAAGGACUACACCGAGGGCUGUGACAAAAAACCACCACCCCUCGGUUUCAGCCCGUGCAAGGCCAGACCCCCUUCGCCUCCACCCUCACACCCAAAACUGCUGGGUUCCCAGUCGGUGACCCACGUCAGCAUCAGAACGUCAUCCUCACUGGACUCUGAUGUAGGCAACGGGUGUUUAUCAGUCUGUAGGAGGGCGCACUCUGCAUGCACGGACUUCCGUAGCCAAGCUAACACAGCAACACGUGCUCGUUGUUUUGCUUAAUGGCAGGCAGACAGUCCGAGUUAUGUAACCUCUCCUUACACUGUACUCUGCUCUCUCCCUCUAUUUUUCCUCUGUGUCACAACAGAGAGUGGGAAGAGCAGACACGUUGGCAAAGAGGAGCAUGAUUUUUCUUUUUAAAAAGUGCCUUCUGUGAGAUUGUUUUGGGGGGGAGAGAACCCUGAAAAUACUUGAAUUUGUGAAAGCGAACAGGCUCUUCUUCUUGAUGGCCUUUUUGUUAUUUACUCUUCACAAGGCUUUAUAUUGUUUACUGCUGUUGUCUUUUUUUUCUUCUUCUUCCUCUCUUCCACUCAUGGGCCUAGAUCAGUAAAGCCUAUGCCAUUAUACAACCACUACUACCACUACUUCUACUACUCCAAUGUCAUUAGCAACCAGACGACCUCAUAGCUCCGGCGGCAACCUGUGCAAACCAAUCAUAACACAAGAAAGAAAAGGAAAAAAAAAAAAAGAAAACACUGGACUUACCUCACUCUUUUACUACAGCAUCCACCUCUACUUUACGCUACUUUACAAACCUCUGCUUCCUCCUCUUUCCCGUGUUGUGUUACAUACACACGAAAACACACCGCUUAGGCGGCCGCUCAUUUACACCCACCUGAAUGCACACCACAAUGCAAAACCAUACCAGAAUACAACAUCCUCUGCUCUUCACUUCAAUUUUUUUUUUAAACAGUGCCUCACAAAAGGUCUUAAAAUUUGGUGGGGACAAGAAUUGUAAAUAAUAACAAUAUUUAUUAUGGCCGCAUCGCUCGACGAACUUUUUUCUGUCACGACAUUUAUUAUUUAUUUAUUUAUGAGAGAAUUUCGGCUGUAUGUUUCAUUCCACAGUCACUGAAGGGCCCACAGAUUAUUUAAAGAAAGACAAACAAAGAUGAAUUCUUUUUUUUUUUGACCAUAUUUAUGGCUUGAAUUUUUUUUUUUAAAGAGCAGAUGUGUGUAUGUUUGUGUAUGUUAUGUAAAUAACAUGUAAAUAGUCCUCGAAAGCACUUCCAUCUUAAUGUAUCUAAACAUUUGAACGUCUACUGAUUGGUGACUGGUUUUGUUACUCUAUUGUCUGCUGUGAGAGUGAGUGAAUUCUGAAUGUUUUGAGUGUGUGUGUGUGUGUGUGUGUGUGAGUGAAAGAGUGAGAAACAUCUUCUGGUUGCAUGAUUGCAGCUUGGAUUGUUGUUUUUUUCAUCCAUUCAAAUUAGAAUUGUAAAUUAUGUUAGAAACUAUUUUUAUACGAUUUCAAUAAAUAUUUUUUUAACUAUGA